AUGGGUGCAGCAGAAGACCAGAAGGUAAACUUAGCUACAUUUAUGUUCAAAAAUGAAACUAGUUAUUGGUGGGACACGACAAAACAUUUAUUGCUCAUUCCAGGAGAGAAAGAGGUGAUAUUAUGGGAUCCAUUUGUUAAAGCUUUUUAUGAGAAAUAUUUCCCUCCAAUUUACAGAAAAGAGAAGGAACGGGAGUUUAUUCUCCUUAAACAAAAUAGAAUGUCUGUGGUUGAUUAUGAAGUUAAGUUUACAGCUUUAUCGAGGUUCGCACCCAAGUUUGUACAGAAUGAAGAAGAUAAAUGCACAAAAUUCCAAGAUGGGUUAGAGACGGCUAUUAAGUCUAGAGUUUCAGUGUUUGAGGAAACAGAUUAUAACAGACUUGUGAAUAAAGCCAUGAUUGCCGAAAGGGAUGUGAAAGAAUUGCAAGAAAGAAAGGAACAAUACAAAAGAAAUAGAUCUGAGCCGUCACAGUCAAGAGAAGGUGAAGGAAUUUUGUGA
Cornus florida is the source of this 498-nucleotide messenger RNA. RefSeq lists its product as uncharacterized. The coding region runs from base 1 to 498 and encodes 165 amino acids. NCBI's taxonomy places the organism in Eukaryota, Viridiplantae, Streptophyta, Magnoliopsida, Cornales, Cornaceae. The record is from RefSeq and is a predicted model, not a curated record. The transcript has a single exon.